Messenger RNA from Schistosoma haematobium, 1265 nucleotides. It is a transcript of the gene SNRPD3, whose product is annotated as Small nuclear ribonucleoprotein Sm D3. The record is from RefSeq and is a predicted model, not a curated record. Bases 38 to 430 code for a protein of 130 amino acids. Lineage: Eukaryota; Metazoa; Platyhelminthes; Trematoda; Strigeidida; Schistosomatidae. Gene Ontology annotation, cellular component: pICln-Sm protein complex; commitment complex; precatalytic spliceosome. Gene Ontology annotation, biological process: RNA processing; spliceosomal snRNP assembly. Gene Ontology annotation, molecular function: RNA binding. The transcript has 3 exons.
AGGUAAUUGGCGCGGUUUUUGAAACUUCGUGGAAGCAAUGUCAGUUGGGAUACCUAUCAAAGUUUUACACGAUGCCGAGGGACAUGUCGUUACUCUAGAAACUGUUAGUGGUGAAGUUUUCCGUGGAAAACUUGUUGAGGCGGAAGAUAAUAUGAAUGUUCACAUGUGUGAUCUAAUAAUGACUUCCCGUGACGGUCGUACAUCAAACCUUCAACAGGUAUAUAUUCGAGGCAGUAAAAUUCGAUUUCUUAUCCUUCCUGAUAUGCUGAAAAACUCACCGAUGUUGAAACGUCCACAGGGUGCUAAGGGUUUAGGAACGGGAAGAGGGAAGAAUGCCAUGUUAAGGGCUGGUGUUCGCGGGCGUGGCACUUUUGUUCGUGGACGUGUUGCGACUGUUCGUGGUACUGGAAGAACUACCGGCAGGUUUUGAUAUCUCCAUUAAUUUAUCGAGUAACUGAAUUUGUAUAUGCAUCAAAAUAUCCAUAUAUCUACAUCAUUCCGCAUGUCUUCUCACUGUUUGCUUCUCAUGUGUCAUUCGAUGUAAAAUUAAUGUCGAUUGCACCUACCCUCGAAUCACCAAUAUAAACUUAGUUCGUGCAUACUGUUACCUAAUUGUCUGGUACAUAAUGUGUUGUCAUAGUACAAUAAUGCUCAUUCAGUUACAGUGAGGCUAACUUAUGAAUCUUCGUGGCGCCAGUGUGUAGUUAUAUUUAAGACUGUUUGCGAAUAUAUUUGAAUGCUUACUAAGCUGAAAAUUCAAAUAACAGAUUUCUUUAGAUGUACGAGUUAUACCAGUAUUAUCAUUAGCUGCUUAAGCUUUUAAUUAGUUUCCUCUUUUCACCAAGUUAGUGAACUUUUAUCCAUGACAUUUUGAGUAGUCCAACUUUGUCCCUUCAGACGUCAAAUUGAAAUGAGACAGGAUACUCAGUAGUUAUUUCAUCCAUGUUAGUCAAAUGUUACGAUCGACCAAUCCUACUCCGUACGUAGCCAUAUUUGCCUAGUAAUUUUUGUCUUAACAAGGUUUGAUUGAUUAAAAAAUUCCACGAAUGUAGGGUCGUCUCGUCAGCUGCACUUAGAAUACAUCAAACUACAUUAUCACCGUAACUCGUCGGAUCACAAUUGUAACAUAGCGUGUUAAGAAGUCUGUAUAUUUAUGAUAAUGGAAAUAAGUACAAACACGACCAUUAAGUCAAAUAGCUUGUGAAACAUGCUUGUGUACUGACUACUUAUAAGACGAGGUGAAUUGGAUACCCUUUUAUUCUAGA